CAAAUGCUGGACAGUCAAUGAAAAUCGCUAUUAGCUGAAUCAUCAACAUUCUCCCACAAUUUUGGUUUAGUUUUUUUUUGCUUCGUUCGAUAUUUGACAUUGGGUGCGAGGAGAGAUUUUCGUUUUUAUUUUCAAUCAAAGUGAACAUUUUCAAAGCAAAAUUAAUAAAAGUACAGAAAUCAAUUAAUUUGAAUUGAUUUGCACGAAAGGACUGUUUUUUUUUGUAAAACAAACAAUGUACAAGAUUUUCACCAUUUUUAUUGCUGUUAUUAUAACAUCGUGUCUAGCACAAAGGCCGCUACGAUUUCGGAAUAAAAGAAUUCCAUAUGAAGACGAUGAUUACCGCGACAACAAUGGCGACUUCGACGAUGAUCGUCCAAAUGAAAUAAAUAAUUUGCGACCAUACGAUCAUCACGGCGGUAAUCGUUUCAAUCAAAUGCAUGAUAUGAAUCGACAAACACAAUUUGAUGUGGGCGGAGGACGUGAUCCACCAUUGGAUUACAGUGGAUUUAGAGCUUAUAAUCAACGACCACUUUUGAAUCCGUUGCAACCACAACAACUUCAGCAGCAGCAGCCACAGCAACUUCAGCAACCACAACAAAAUCAACAGCCACAACAAAUUCAACAACAGCCCCAACCGUAUGAAGCAGGCGGUCGUGUUGGUGCCUUUGGCUAUAACCCGUAUGGCCAAUAUACCUAUAACCCUUACGGCUAUCGUCCCGGCUAUUAUGGAUGGAAUAGACCUUCACAAAGUGUGGAUCCAUGGCGAAAUUCAUAUGGGCUCGGUUUUCCAUUUAACUUGUUGGGAUUAGGUGGCGGCAGCAGCAGCGCAUAUCGACCCUGGUGGAGUUCCAAUCGAUUUCCAUUUGGACUUUUCUAACAUCUUUCGAUUUUUUGUUGCAAUAUAAACAAUUUGUAGAUACAGUAAAGAAAAUAAAAUGCGAUAUGAUGCUCUAAUUUUAAGAAAAA
Messenger RNA from Contarinia nasturtii (swede midge), 969 nucleotides. Its product is annotated as RING1 and YY1-binding protein A-like. Bases 236 to 880 code for a protein of 214 amino acids. The transcript has 3 exons. Lineage: Eukaryota; Metazoa; Arthropoda; Insecta; Diptera; Cecidomyiidae. The record is from RefSeq and is a predicted model, not a curated record.